UGCCAUUUCCUCGUUUAACUCACGGAAUACCGCAGGAAUUGAAGGUGGUUAACUACUCAUGAUAUUUUCCUGCUUAGAAAAGAUGUCGAAAGAGAAGUGCAAAUGAUCGAAUUUCUACUAUUUAGGCUAAAUAGUGCACAGGACAUGAAAUGUAUUUUAAGGGAGUCAUGAUGAGCUGCAAGCAAAUCAUAGAUGGCAAGUAAACAUGCAGAGACGGCUCUCUAGCCUUGAAACUAACGUGGAGAUCCGACCACUGAACGGGGAGAAAGCUGUGCAGGCUGCCUCAGACUUUAUUGGCGAAGCUUUCAUGUCUGGUGUCGGAACAGCUGUUAUCAUUUUUGAGGUUCAACGAAGUUCUCGUGCUGAGUCUCGGAAAGAAGAAGCUCGUAAGCAAGAGUUGGAGGUAGUACUUGAAACAUGCUCUUCCUCAUGUUCUCUGUUGUUAAGUACUUUUUUUUUAGUCUAAGCUUACUCUUCUACAGAAUUAUUGAGCGAAUCAACAUUAAGACAGGCCUUGAGGCAGUUGAACUUGAUACGGGAUCGAAUAGAUGAGCUAGAGCAGAUGGCAAGAGGACGAGGAUCCACGAGCUGGAUACCAGGAAUGAGCAAGCAAGAGGAGAAAAACCACGUGCGUACAUCAUUCUCCCCCAGCCCUCCAGAGGCGGCUCAAAAUCAAAUCACGGCACGUUAAGCGUCAGUUUGAGGCCCUUGGGUAUGGGCAGAAGUUGGAAAGGACUCCUGCUUGUCAACCAUGUAUGAAAACAUGUGGUUUGUUGAAUUUUAGCAACAACCAAGGUGUUUAGCGGCUGCUUAGUUAUGACUGAUGACUGCCUUGCACCUCAUCGUUUUUCUAAUAGUUGUUAGGCUUAUCCUAGUGUAUUCACUCCUGGAACAAAUGGUUUUUUGGAGAUGACAAAAAGAGUUUUGACUGAACUACUUGGUUUCAGAAUUUCGCAGUAAAUUUUUUUU
Physcomitrium patens is the source of this 969-nucleotide messenger RNA. RefSeq lists its product as uncharacterized. Gene Ontology annotation, cellular component: mitochondrion. The record is from RefSeq and is a predicted model, not a curated record. NCBI's taxonomy places the organism in Eukaryota, Viridiplantae, Streptophyta, Bryopsida, Funariales, Funariaceae. Gene Ontology annotation, biological process: regulation of lipid metabolic process.